AUGAUACUAAACCAGAUCUCAUAUCUGGAUUGUAUAGCCUUCCUCGUCUUCCUUGCCCCUCAACUGCUCAUCAGAGUCGGAUUUGUACAAACUGUCUCUUGUGUGAUCACUGCAUUGCCAUUCUUUCUGGUGCAAUUACCAUACCAGUUCAUCAAGGAACGUUUCUUCACGCCUGUGGACCAGAAAUCGUCAUUCAACCAACAUGCCACUCCUUUCCAAGACUUUGUCAUUCGCUGCGUUCGAUAUGCUUUUGCCAAAAUCCCUGCUACGAUUGGCAAGGUCUUCUUCAGUAAGGGUGUCGCAUUGCCGUUCUUCUGGUUCCGCAUGUUGAGACACGGGUAUCGUAAAUCUACUGUUCCGUGGCGGGAGGUCAAGAAGCCUGGACUCCAUGGCAUCUGGAUGAUUUGUGAUGAGACCAAAGAGCCGGACAUCGUGAUUUAUUACUGUCAUGGCGGUGGUUUCUCCAUGGGCAGCAGCUUCUUCUACCUUGAGUUCCUGCUAGCAUGGGUUGGCAUUCUCAAAGAGUCUGGCUACUCGAAUCCAGCUCUCUUCGCUCUCGAAUACACACUGGUACCCGACUCUACUUACCCAAGUCAAGUCCACGAAACACUCAGCGGAUAUGAAUACGUUCUUUCAAAGAUCUCAGACUCGUCUAGAAUAGUCGUUAGCGGCGACUCUGCAGGCGCAACACUAAUGCUCAGUCUCUUGCUCUACAUGUCUCAAGAGCCUAAGCUACGAACACAGCUCCCAGGCCUGGGUAUCAUGAUUUCUCCUUGGACUGUCAUUGUAUCGCCGAAGAAUAAAGAUACGCCUAGUGAUUAUCUCAAUGCCAGCUCUUUGCACUUAUACGGUAGUCAAUACAUUGGUUCCAAGGCCUCCGCCUCUGAUUCUUUGGUUUCACCAGGAAAGUGCCGAGACAAGGAGUGGUGGAAGCGAGCAUCGCCGAGUAAAGGCUGGUUCUUCAUCUACGGUGCCGAAGAAGUGUUUGCACCCGAGACCGUCGACUUGCUGAACUUUUUGAAGGAUGAAGUCAAAACUGAAGUGGGUGUACAUGAAGAGAAGGGAUGGAUUCACGCAUGGCCCGUGGUAAAGCUUUUCCUGUGCGACGGGCAGAAGGAGCGACAGAGCGGACUCAGGAGCAUGACCAAGGUCAUACAGAGUAGACUCAAGUAG
Molecule: messenger RNA, 1173 nt
Organism: Aureobasidium subglaciale EXF-2481
Lineage: Eukaryota; Fungi; Ascomycota; Dothideomycetes; Dothideales; Saccotheciaceae
Exons: 3
Coding region: 1-1173 (390 amino acids)
Molecular function (GO): hydrolase activity
Source: RefSeq, a predicted model, not a curated record